Molecule: messenger RNA, 741 nt
Organism: Boeremia exigua
Lineage: Eukaryota; Fungi; Ascomycota; Dothideomycetes; Pleosporales; Didymellaceae
Exons: 2
Coding region: 91-531 (146 amino acids)
Source: RefSeq, a predicted model, not a curated record
AGUCUGGGGUUUCGCAGUCAAUUACACUUUACACUCGCUAACAUUCAACGUUCUCUUGUUUCAUUACCUUGCUAGUCUGCCAGAGUGAAGAUGCUCCGCUCAUCGUGCAUGCUCGUGCUCGGCUUUGCGGCUGUUGCGUUUGCGCAGGAAUCAACUUACACAGGGCCCAUGUUCAACCCUUCAGAUGCGGCCUUCUUCGCAUCAACCGGUCUGGUGAUUCCCACGCAGACCGAUCUCCCUGCCAUCGCACCUACCGAUGCUUUCAGCAUGGCCACUACAAUCUCUGGCAUCAUCCUUCCGUCAACACUGUCGCGUUCGUCGGUGACAUCAUCGCGUUCUGCAAGCAGCUCCGCUUCGUCGAGCGCAUCUUCAAGCGCAUCGAGGACAGCAAGCAGUACUGUCACGCCUCCAGCUAGCUCAGCAUCGUCAUCAGGUCCUGCGCAACAGAGUACGGGAGCUGCUGUUGCAAACCGUGUUGGUGUCGUGGGCGCUGUUGCUGGUGGAUUGCUUGCUGGGCUGGUACUGGCUUGAAAUAAUGAUGGGAUAUGACAUGUGAUACAUGGUGUCGGAUAACAGCAACAUUCACGAAAACUUGGAUGCAGGAACGGAGUUAAUAUUCAUGCUGUACAUGAUCCUAGACACGUGAACAACCCGUGACUUCUUGAGCCAAGACUGCCCAGCUGUUAUGAAGGUGAUGUUCAAUCUUUCGAGCCCUAAAUUGUUGUAGAGACCACAUUCACG